Messenger RNA from Xenia sp. Carnegie-2017, 2365 nucleotides. RefSeq names its product zinc finger protein 343-like. The record is from RefSeq and is a predicted model, not a curated record. Gene Ontology annotation, molecular function: DNA-binding transcription factor activity, RNA polymerase II-specific; RNA polymerase II cis-regulatory region sequence-specific DNA binding. Bases 318 to 2042 code for a protein of 574 amino acids. Gene Ontology annotation, cellular component: nucleus. Gene Ontology annotation, biological process: regulation of transcription by RNA polymerase II. Lineage: Eukaryota; Metazoa; Cnidaria; Anthozoa; Malacalcyonacea; Xeniidae. The transcript is spliced from 5 exons.
AAUAAUCUGGUUUCUUCAUGAUUUAUGUACAACAAUUUGAGAAACUUGAACUUGCAAAAUCGCCGGAAAAUGGCAUAAAAAGUACUGAAUAUCGUGGAAACUAAACAUCGGAAAUUAUGCUGUUAGCUGACAAUUUAUAAAGGAGCAUCAGGUUAAAGAAGUAAUAAUAUUCAUUGUGGAAAAUUACUACUCAUGAAACCAACAAAACACAUGCGUCUUAGAUGCGUUGGUUGUGGGAUAUAGUUCUGUGAUUUUAAAUGGCAAUACAGCAGCGUGUUUUGUGAGGAAGUUACUAUAUUAUCUUGAUUCAAGUGACGAUGUACAGUUCCCAGUUGAGCGAAGAUUAUGGUGGACAGUAUGCCCACCAGAAUACAACAUACCAAAGUCAAUUUGAUUUGAUGAACAUGGACAGUUGGAAAACACAAAAUGUCAACAAGUACGAGAGUUUUGCCGGCAACUCUGUUGGCAAUACACAGACAAAAAUCGCUUCGUUUGCUUCGGAAGAUAACCUUGGCGAGAACACUUACAGUUACGGUUAUGGCCACAAUUUGAAUGAUCGCUCAACAUUUUAUCAUGUAGGAAAAGAAGCUAUGUCAACACAAGAAUAUAAUUUACCAAAUAAAUGUAAGCAUCCUACGAAACUAUAUAAUCAUUUUACGUUGAAUCAGGAAAUGCCUUCCUGGACUAACCAAAGGCACGCAACUGCAAAUAGUACAAAUAUCGGCUGUCAGAGUUUCAUGAGCGAUUUGUGCGGAGAUGGCCAUGCGGGAAUAAUAAGUAAUCCUCAGGUUUUGACUAAUGUAGUUGCUGAUAUUCCAAAUCUAAACAUCGCUUCUGUGAACUCACUCAAUCCGUACGAAUAUUCAGGUCAUGAAUUCACACAAAACACUGUCAUUCGCUCUAUGCAAAGCUCUGCCAAUCGUUCGUUUGAAUAUUUCAAAAAUCAAAAACGUGCAGAAAAGAUUGCGCCACCUGUAGUAAAGGUCGAGGAAGGUUUUGAUCGACCAGUUCCUGCAAAACGUGCACACGGGUUAAAGUUUGGAAAAUCCUCGAAAACGAAUGAAGUUGUUAAAAAUAGCUGUUAUAACAACCCUUUCCAUGAUGAUAACCCAUUUACAAAUAACUGGAUUGUUCAGAAGAGCGAAUCGCAACGAAUCAUGGAAGAACAUUUAGCAUCUAUGAAUGAAGCGAAAAUUUGGCGUUCAACUCUCUAUCCUGACGUAGCAAACACUGUGAACAGUGAGAGCAAAAAAUCUACAGAAAAAGAACAACAGAUUUAUAAAUGUGAAUGGUCAAACUGCGGUAACGUUUUCAACGAACAAGACGAUUUAGUUCGACAUAUUGAAAAAGUUCAUAUUGAUCAUAGGAAAGCAGACGAUUCGUUUGUUUGUUAUUGGGAAAAUUGCGUUCGCAAACAGAAACCAUUUAACGCAAGAUAUAAGCUGGUCAUUCACAUGAGAGUUCAUAGCGGAGAAAGACCAAAUCGUUGCACGUUUUUGGGAUGCAAUAAAGCAUUUUCAAGAUUAGAAAAUUUGAAGAUACAUCUUCGUUCACACACCGGAGAGAAACCUUAUUUAUGUACAUAUCGUGGAUGUCCUAAAGCAUUUUCAAAUUCCUCUGAUCGAGCUAAACAUCAACGGACACACAUAGACACGAAACCUUACGCUUGUCAGUUUCCUGGUUGUCUUAAAAGAUAUACCGAUCCAAGUUCGUUAAGAAAACAUGUUAAACAACACAAUGACAAAACUAGAACUCCAGGAAAAAGAGGAGGGAGAAAAGCACGAAGCAAAACUACUAAAAACAAAAAAGAGCUGUUAGCUGCAGGAGUAACAUUUCCUUCAUCAAUGAUUCCACUUAGUACCGAGACUAAUGGAGAUUUAUUGAACAAUAGUUUACCAGAAACAACUACAGCUUAUCCCUUUGACUUUAACAAUAUUUCAAAUGCUAAUGUUUUUAAGUUCAGCGAAGCUACAUUCGGAGAAAAAGAUUUGAUAAUACCAAAUUUUGUCGACACUUUAAAACCAGUAAUUUUCAAUAGUUAGGAUAACAUAUCUAUCGAACAUAUAUUUUAUCACGAUUUUGACGAAAUCUUUUUUAUAGCGGAUAUAUAAACCACGGAUAUAUAAACUUAAAACCAGAAAAAUAAACGACAGACUUUCCUACAGUUUAAGACUUAGAGUUUUAAAACAUUUACGAUGUAUCACUGGGAAAUAGUAAUGGAUGGGUAUAUUAAUUUGACAAUUGUUGAACAAACUAUAUUUGUAAAUAGGAUUUGUAUGUAUUUUUUCUUCAUUUAUCAUCAUUUAUCAUAAUAUCCUUAAUGAAAACUAGCUAUAUAUUAAAGAUACGAAUUUUAAACUGUAAA